UGUGAACGAUUUUCAGAAAGAUCAAUUAUCUGCAAUUAAUGGAGGAAAGGGGCAGUGGCCACAGAACCGUUUGUGUUACAGGUGGUGCAGGGUAUCUUGGCUCUUCUUUGGUCAAGAAGCUCUUAGAGAAAGGUCACACCGUCCAUGCGACUCUCAGGAAUCUGGAUGACCAAUCAAAGGUAGGCCUUCUUAAGAACUUCCCAGAAGCAAAUACCAAGUUAAGGUUGUUCAAGGCUGAUAUCUAUAAUCCAGAUGAGUUCAAUCCCGCUAUCCAGGGUUGCGAUUUCGUGUUCCAUGUGGCCACUCCGUAUCAAAACAAUACCCAGAGCUCUCAAUACAAAGAUACGACUGAAGCAGCGGUAGCAGCAGUGGACAGCAUAGUGAAGUCCUGCGUAAGAUCAGGAACAGUGAAGAGACUCAUAUAUACUGGCACUGUGAUGGCUGCAUCAGCAUUGAAAGAGGAUGGUUCUGGUUUCAAGGACUCCAUGGAUGAGACUUGUUGGACACCUCUUACUCUUCAAAUCAAUUAUAACACUUCCCAGUUUGUGAAGGAUUAUACCAAUUCGAAAACAAUAUCAGAGAAAAAGUUACUAAACUAUGAAUGUAAAGUGAUUAAACUGGAAGUGGUGAGCUUGGCUUGUGGUCUUGUGGGAGGAGAUACUGUUCUAUCUUACAUACCUCAAAGCGUUGCAUGUCUUAUGCCCCAACCUUUGAAUGAUCCAAUUUCUUAUCAAAGCCUAGAAUUUUUACAAGAGUUGAUGGGUAAGGUUCCUAUUGUGCACAUUGAUGAUGUAUGCGAAGCCCAUAUCUUCUGUAUGGAUCAAAGGUCAUUGCAGGGAAGAUUUUUGUGUGCAAGUGACUUCCUGACUACAAAGGAGAUUGCAGAUUACUUUUGUCGAUAUCAUCCAGAAAUUUCCAUUCCAGAACAGCUUAUUGGACGGCAUGGUAGCGCUGUGUGUUGGGGUUCAACAAAGCUUAAUGAUUUGGGAUUCAAGCAUUGGUAUGAUGCUAAGUUAAUAUUAGAAGACAGCUUACAGUGUUUGAGGAAGAUGGGUAAGUUCAAAUAAAGUAUUUGACAAAUAUGCUCGUGCAAAUGCUGGUGUGUUCAUAUGUUAGAGA
Messenger RNA from Macadamia integrifolia, 1119 nucleotides. Its product is annotated as putative anthocyanidin reductase. The transcript has 5 exons. Lineage: Eukaryota; Viridiplantae; Streptophyta; Magnoliopsida; Proteales; Proteaceae. Gene Ontology annotation, molecular function: oxidoreductase activity, acting on the CH-OH group of donors, NAD or NADP as acceptor. The record is from RefSeq and is a predicted model, not a curated record. The coding region runs from base 39 to 1067 and encodes 342 amino acids.